This is a messenger RNA of Polyodon spathula (Mississippi paddlefish), 4772 nucleotides long. RefSeq names its product nuclear receptor coactivator 2 (gene ncoa2). The record is from RefSeq and is a predicted model, not a curated record. Gene Ontology annotation, biological process: positive regulation of transcription by RNA polymerase II; cellular response to hormone stimulus. Gene Ontology annotation, molecular function: nuclear receptor binding; protein dimerization activity. NCBI's taxonomy places the organism in Eukaryota, Metazoa, Chordata, Actinopteri, Acipenseriformes, Polyodontidae. The transcript has 20 exons. Gene Ontology annotation, cellular component: nucleus. The coding region runs from base 171 to 4772 and encodes 1533 amino acids.
GUGCCCGUAGUGUGUGGGGGAGGAUCUCUUGUGAGAUAAACAAGCAGCCAGUCAUCGGGCAUAGAAACAUGGCGGCGGCAGACCGAGCUAGACAGCCGUUUUCCAAAUCCGAAGGUCAGCGCCGGACAUAACAUAGAGGGUUUCAACUACGUUGCUGAUAUGCGUUGAGGAUGAGUGGUGUAGGUGAAAAUACCUCUGACCCUGCAAGGGCAGAGUCCAAGAAGCGCAAAGAAUGUCCGUCUGACCAGCUGGGACCCAGCCCUAAACGAAGCACUGAAAAACGCAAUCGCGAGCAUGAAAAUAAAUACAUCGAGGAACUUGCUGAGCUGAUCUUUGCAAACUUCAACGAUAUCGAUAACUUCAAUGUUAAGCCUGACAAAUGUGCAAUCUUGAAAGAAACUGUGAAACAGAUUCGGCAGAUAAAAGAACAAGAAAAAGCUGCCGCAGCCAAUGAAGAGGAGGUGCAAAAGGCUGAUGUGUCGUCGACAGGCCAAAGUGUUAUUGACAAAGAUGCCCUUGGACCAAUGAUGCUUGAGGCCUUAGAUGGGUUCUUCUUUGUAGUGAACCUAGAGGGAAACAUUGUGUUUGUGUCUGAAAAUGUGACCCAGUACCUGAGGUACAACCAGGAGGAGCUCAUGAACACUAGUGUGUACAGUGUCCUGCACGUGGGGGAUCAUGCAGAGUUCAUCAAAAACCUGCUGCCUAAAUCUCUAGUGAAUGGGGUACCCUGGCCAAACGAGAACCCGCGGAGGAACAGCCACACUUUUAACUGUCGGAUGCUGGUCAAGCCUCCCAGUGACUCGGACGAGGAGGGCCAUGACAGCCAGGAAGCGCAUCAGAACUACGAAACUAUGCAGUGUUUUGCUGUCUCCGAACCAAAGUCCAUUAAAGAAGAGGGAGAAGAUUUGCAGUCCUGUUUGAUAUGUGUUGCAAGACGAGUUCCUAUGAAGGAAAGGCCAGUCCUUCCAACCCCUGAGAGCUUUACCACGAGGCAGGAUCUGCAAGGCAAGAUUACGUCACUGGAUACGAGUUUGUUACGAGCCUCAAUGAAACCAGGCUGGGAGGACUUGGUGAGACGAUGCAUUCAGAGGUUUCACUUGCAGAAUGACGGGGAAAUGUCAUUCGCCAAAAGGCAUCAUCAAGAAGUUCUGAGGCAAGGACAAGCUUUCAGUCCCACGUAUCGGUUCUCUCUGUCCGACGGCACCAUUGUGACUGCCCACACGAAGAGUAAACUUGUGCGAUUUCCCGCUACAAAUGAGCCGCAGCUUUAUAUGUCACUACAUGUUCUACAAAGAGAACAAAAUGUUUGCGGGAUGAACAGGGAUAUGCUUGGACAAGCUAUGGGAAAGCAAAUUAAUUCUAUCAAUUCAAUGACCCCACCAACCCAGGGGGGCAUGCCUGCUGGAAUACCAGGUCAGGAUAUGACUGUGAGCAGCAAUACAAGCUUCAAUGCUGUUGGCGGGCCAACGGAUCAGAUUAUUAUGGGGCAGAUACCGGGCAAUAGGUUUGGAUGCCAGGGAGGAAUGAACCAUUCCCCAGGCAUGCAGGUGGCCACUCCUCAGGGCAGUAACUAUGCACUUAAAAUGAAUAGCCCGUCGCAAAACAGCCCUGGCAUGAACCAUGGGCAGCAAAACUCAAUGCUGUCUCCCAGGCACCGCGUCAGCCCAGGUGUGGUGGGCAGCCCACGCAUCCCUCCCACUCAGUUCUCCCCUGCAGGAAGCUUGCAUUCGCCAGCAGGAAUGUGCAGCAGCACAGGAAACAGCCAUAGUUACACCAGCAGUUCCCUUAAUGCACUUCAGGCCCUCAGUGAAGGCCAUGGGGUCACCAUCGGGCAGUCUUUAGCUUCACCUGACAGGAAAUUGGGUAAUGCACAGAGUUCUCCCAUAAACAUCAGCCCUCAUCCACUGACCAAGAUGAGCAGCUCAGACUUUAAAGAAUCCUUUGGGUUGUUUGGGGAUCAGGGCCCCUCAGAGACGAGUCAACAGGAGGGGAACUGCAAUGCUGGAGAGCAGAAGGAUAAUGGCGAAAAUAGUCAAUUCAGCAGUGGGGAGAGGACGGAGGCACAAAACCGACUGCAUGACGGCGAGGGGCCCACAAAACUCUUGCAGCUGCUAACCACCAAGUCCGAUCAAAUGGAACCUUCUUCACCAUUACCAGGUACUAGCGGAGACUAUAAUAACAAGGACUCCAUGGGCAGUGCCACAGUAGGGAGCAACCAAUCGGUUGGAGGAUCUCUGGGGCAUGGGACUUCACUGAAGGAGAAGCAUAAGAUUUUGCACAGACUCUUGCAGAACAGUAGUUGUUCAGAUUUGGCCAAACUUACAGCAGAAGCCACUGGAAAAGACAUCAGCCAGGAGGGCAACAAUGGAAGUCCUGGCUCCAAAAUGACAGUUAAACAGGAGCCAAUGAGCCCCAAGAAGAAAGAGAAUGCACUUCUUCGCUAUUUACUGGAUAAGGAUGAUACCGGUUUACAGGAGAAAAACAUUAAUUUAGAACAAGGGGAGAGCAAGAUAGACCCUUGUAGUGGCAUUAAGAAGUCAAACAUAAAGACUGAGAAACAGGAUCCAGGCUAUGAGAGAUCAGAACAGUUGAGUGAAUUGGAUGACAUUCUAGAUGACCUGCAGAAUAGCCAGCCCCAGCUGUUCUCUGACACCCGGCCUGUUUCUGUGUCGGCGCCAGUGGACAAACAAGCCAUCAUCAAUGACAUCCUUCAGAUCACUGGGGAGAACAGCCCCGCUACAUCCCUGGGUCCACAGAAACCGUUUCCAGGCAUGCCUCAAGGCACCUUCAGUAACCCCAGGGCAGGUCAGCCUGGCAGAGGCCCACCUGUCCGCGUUGUGUCUGUGGACAUGAAUGUGCAAACUCGAGCCUCUUCAGGACCUUUUCAGAGCAUGAGAAACAACAGUCCUUAUUCGGUCAUGGCCCAGCAGGGAAUAAUGGGAAAUCAGGGGAUUAUGUCAGGCCAGGCAAAUUUAGUAAACACAGGGAUGUUUGGUGGUAACCCUCUGAGAGCCAACAUGCCGUCGGGAGAGUGGGGCCCCCAGGGCGCUGCCGUCAACAGUACCAACUCAGCAGUGUCUGCCACCAUCAACAGACCAAUGCAGCCGGGAGCUGGAGGCAUGGUCCGAAACACAGCGCCAGGGGUUUCGAUGAGACCCAACAGCCAGCCUGGCUUAAGACAGAUGCUGCCGUCUCAGAUAAUGGAUAUGGCCCAGUCUGAUCUCGGAAUGACAGGUCCCCAGUUUACCCAGCAGCAGGUACCGCCCAAUCAGACAGCACCUUGGCCAGACAGCAUGCUGCCCAUUGAGCAGGGGCCCUUCAUCAAUCAAAACAGACAAGCCUAUAACAGCUCCCAAGAUGAUUUGCUGUGCACGCCUACUACUGCAGAAGCCCUGACAGAUGAAAGCAGUCUGCUCAAUCAGCUCUACUCGGUACUGAAGGACUUUGAUGGCCUGGAGGAAAUAGACCGGGCUUUGGGGAUACCUGCGUUGGCCAGCCAGAGCCAGGCAGUGGACACUGAGCAGUUUCUAAGCCAGGACCCCAGUGUGAUGCUGGAACAGAAGCCUUCUGUUUACAGCCAACAGUAUUCUGCUCCAGCUACCAUGCCCCAGGGAAAUUAUCCUCCCAUGCAGGAUGCCAGUUUUCACCCCCUGGCCAAUCAGAUGGGCCAGAGACCAGGCUACUCAAUGUUGCGCAUCCAGACCCGGCCUGGGCUGCGGCCGACUGGCAUGGUGCCUAACCAACCCAGCCAGCUGAGGCUUCAGCUUCAACACAGACUGCAAGCACAGCAGAACCGUCAACCAAUAAUGGGUCAGAUCAACAAUGUCUCCAACAUGAACCUACCUCUAAGACAGAACGUGCCACCCCAGGGAACCAUCAAUGCUCAGAUGUUGGCUCAGAGACAGAGGGAGCUCUUGAGCCAACACCUGCGCCAGCGUCAACUCGAGCAGCAGCGGCAGCAGCAGCAGCAGCAGCAGCAGCAGCAGCAGCAGCAGCAGCAGAGAGCCAUGAUGAUGCGGGCACAGGGCCUCAACGUCCCGCCCAGCAUGGCAGCAGCAGCAGCCUCUGGUGGUAUGCCGGGUACCAUGAGCAACCCGCGGCUCCCUCAGGCAAACCCACAGCAAUUCCCAUUCCCUCCAAACUACGGUACUGGACUUAAAUCCCCACCACCCUCCACCAGCCCUUUCUCCCCAGUGUCCCCCAGCCACCCUGGGUCACAGCUCCUCUCUCACAGCUCCUUGCAUGGCUCCCAGAUGAGUCUGGCUAACCAGGGAAUGAUGGGAAACAUGGGAGGACAGUUUGGGCCUGUAAUGAGUCCCCAAAUGCAGCACAAUGCCUUCCAGUUUCCCAGCUCAGGAAUGAAUCAGCAACCUGAUGCAGGAUUUGGUGGAGCUGCUGCACCCCAGAGCCCCAUGAUGUCGCCCAGGAUGAGUCACACUCAGAGUCCCAUGAUGCAACAGCCCCAGGCUAACGCAACCUUCCAGUCAUCGUCUGAGAUGAAUGGCUGGCCACAGGGGAAUAUGAGUGGAAACAGCAUGUUUUCACAACAGUCGUCACCUCAGUUUGGACAACAGUCAAAUGCCAGCAUGUACAACAAUAAUAUGAACAUCAGUGUGUCCUUGGCCACAAACUCCAGCAACAUGAACAACAUGAACCAGAUGUCGGGGCAGAUUAACAUGUCCUCAAUGACCUCGGUGCCUACAUCAGGGUUGUCAUCCAUGGGUCCUGAGCAGGUAAGUGAUGCAGCCUUGAAUAACAUGGUCCACCUCUGA